Messenger RNA from Fulvia fulva, 1002 nucleotides. RefSeq lists its product as uncharacterized. The coding region runs from base 1 to 1002 and encodes 333 amino acids. Lineage: Eukaryota; Fungi; Ascomycota; Dothideomycetes; Mycosphaerellales; Mycosphaerellaceae. The transcript has a single exon. The record is from RefSeq and is a predicted model, not a curated record.
AUGGACGCACGGUGGCAACACACAAACUUGGAUGCCCUACGCACACUAAAGCUCAAGGACAACGUCGAUGCUGGCACACUGGAAUGGACUGCGAAACAUGCUAACUUCCCAUCGCUAUCUGCUUUAGAGAUCAGAGCUGGAUCCGGCGGCAACAGGUCUGAUACUGCCACUCUGCUUCAAUCUCUGCCAUCGCUGAACGAGUUGGCCUUUACUGGGGAUGUCUGUGAAUCCACGUUAAGCGCGAUCGUGAGUCAUCAUGGACACUUUUUGCGGCGGCUCCCGGUCCCUCGGUCCGCAAGCACCAUCGAGAGCCUUCAGAUUCUCCGUAAGGCCUGUCCAUUGCUCGAGCAUUUGGGUGUACGGAUACUUCGCACGCAGGGCGAUAAGCAUGAGGCCGGACUCUAUACAUGUCUGGGUAGCUUUACCAAGGUGCGAAGUCUGUGCUUGGACCUGGAUUGUUCUAUCACAGUCCACAAUGAGAACACACUUGAUGACCUCAGCUGGAGCGGAAUCACCCAGGACCCGACAUAUAAGGAGCUUUGCACGCGCCGUGUGCUCGUCAACUGUGCGAUCGAUGCCGCUCUGGUCACUGCAAUCUUCCGCCGAAUCGCUGCGGCUAAGCCGAAAAGUUCUACUCGGUUGCAGAGUAUCGAAUUCAACGUCGUUGGAGUGGGCACCAUCUGCUUUAGCGACGCGCAGGUUUCUGCUGGGGAAUUAGAUUCCCGUUAUUCGGGAUUCGAUACCACUAGAUUGUAUCCUCUUUAUCAACACUUUGAGCGGCAGUGGAAGUGCGCUCUCAGCCCAAGAGACGACGAACCAGAUGGAAUUAUCACCGAAGAGCUGAAAGGCAGUCAGGCUAGGCGCAUGAGGUACGAAGAUAUUCUCGGUGGCAGGCCACCCGAAAUGGGCGAUGCAGAGCCUGAGUUCUGUGCGCUGUGGCCUAGAGAACCGAGCCAAGAUUGGAGAGAUGUUUGGAGCAGUCUACCCCUGGCAGAGGCAUAA